GUUCUGGUGAAUCGAUUCUGAGAUUAGCUACCAGAACAAAUAGUAAAACAACAUCGUUUGCAAAGUGUUUUUUCAAAUCACGCAAAUAAAGUUACAUAGCCACAGAUGCAGGGUCCGAUUCUGGUAAAGUUGAUGCUUUGUUUCGACACUUUUGGCAUAAUAAUUUUAAUGACAUUUUUUCGGUAUAAAAACUAUAAUAAUUUAACAAUAUCAACAAUAAAGUUUUUAUUUAUCUAUCUAUCCAAUUGGAGACGAAUCAUAUCGAGCGAUGGAUUUGGCAGAACUGUGGGCGAUUUUCGGACCCGGAUUCUCCGGCGCCGUUUUCGGAACCGGGUGGUGGUUUUGGGUCGACGCCGUCGUUUGCAGUUCCAUCCAAGUUCCCUUCGUCCAUUACCUUCCCGGCAUAUUCGCUUCUCUCGGAGCUUUGAUGUUCAAUUGCGUCAGAAAAGAAGACAUUGAUUACUCUCCUUACGACGAAGGCGAGUGGAGAUUGAAGCUGUGGCUUUUCAUAGCGUAUGUCGUAGCAUUUGUUUCCUUAGCUGCUUCUGUUGGCUUGCUGAUUCAAGAUUCGGUUGUGAAGACUGGGCCUUCAACUUGGACUGGUGUGGCUGGUGUCUUUCAAUGUGUAUUUGUAUUGAUAAGUGGGCUAAUGUAUUGGACAUCGCACUCAGAGUAGCGCACAGGCACAUACUUCAUCUCCGACUCAGAUUCAUACUGUGACAACUUACAAGUUCCUCUCGUUUCUCUACUAUGUAAAUUCCUGUGUCUUGUCUUGUCACCUUGGCAUUGUGUGCGAGAUUCCUCUGUUGCAUCAGUGUGUGUUUCUGUUAAAACUUUGUGUGAAUGUUAUUGAAAAUACUCCAAAUCAAUCAGUUGUCCAAAGAGAACGCAAAUAGGCAA
Messenger RNA from Arabidopsis thaliana (thale cress), 900 nucleotides. RefSeq names its product transmembrane 50A-like protein. The transcript is spliced from 5 exons. The coding region runs from base 269 to 676 and encodes 135 amino acids. Gene Ontology annotation, cellular component: cytoplasm; membrane. The record is from RefSeq and is marked reviewed. Lineage: Eukaryota; Viridiplantae; Streptophyta; Magnoliopsida; Brassicales; Brassicaceae.